Contarinia nasturtii (swede midge) is the source of this 946-nucleotide messenger RNA. RefSeq lists its product as uncharacterized. The transcript has 4 exons. NCBI's taxonomy places the organism in Eukaryota, Metazoa, Arthropoda, Insecta, Diptera, Cecidomyiidae. The record is from RefSeq and is a predicted model, not a curated record. The coding region runs from base 86 to 850 and encodes 254 amino acids. Gene Ontology annotation, molecular function: oxidoreductase activity.
AAUAGUUAGUAUAUUCUUUGUAUUACACUUUAACGGACGUAAAUCAACACACUAUUGAAAUACUCGUCAUCCGAUAACAAUAAUCAUGCCGUUCAUUGGUAAAGUUAUUUUGAUAACCGGAGCUAGUUCCGGCAUCGGUGCUGCAGCUGCUGAAUAUUUUGCCAAAAAAGGUGCAUUACUAGCGCUUGUCGGGAGAAAUGCCGAAAAGUUUGAAAAAGUUCUUGACAAAAUUAAGGCUAGUGAAAUCGAUCUUGAGCCGUUAGUGAUUUUGGCCGACGUAUCGAUUGAUGCUGAACGAAUAAUGAGUGAAACGAUCGAAAAAUACGGUCAUUUGGAUAUUCUGAUCAAUAAUGCGGGAUUUUCAAUUCAGGGUACGAUUGAAACGUUACAAAUGGAUGAUUACGACUCAAUGAUGGCCACAAAUGUACGCGGAGUCGUUGAGUUAACUAAACUGGCUAUUCCGUAUUUGCUCGAAACCAAGGGGAAUAUCGUCAACAUCUCAAGUGCUGCAGGCAUUAUGCCGGUACCUUCAAAUUGUGCAUAUUCGAUGAGCAAAGCAGCAUUGGAUCAAUUUACCAAGUGUGUAGCUAUGGAUUUGGCUGCAAAGGGCGUUCGGUGUAAUAGUGUAAACCCAGGGUUUAUUGAAACUGAUUUCCAUGGCGUUGAAAGGGAUACUGACGAAUGGGCUGCCGUAGAAGAACUAUGCGCACAAAAACAUCCACUUCAACGCAUUGGAUAUUGUGACGAUUGUGUGAAUGCAAUUGCAUUUUUAGCAGACGAAAGUGCUAAUUUCAUCACGGGCAUAUUGCUUCGCGUAGAUGGUGGAAUUUCAACAAAAGGAGCAUUUUAAUGAAUAUAAAAAUAUACGCUUUGAAACAAGUCAAUCAGACAUCAACUAGAUUCCAAAUCUGAUUUGAUCGAAUGAGUUAUAUUUCAGAUUUCCUAA